GGUAACAAUACGAACAGUUGAAGGGCAGUGUACGUUUCCUAUGCAUUUGAUUCAUGGGCAUGCGUAAUCUUGUAUUUGCAAAAAUUCAGAGUGGAGACAAUUGCUUUGGCGUGAAUACAUAUCGUUGAAUUGUUAGAUUUGUUGGGAGAAAAUGGUUCGAAAUAUUUAUAGAGCUUCCAAGUAAAGUAUUUAAGACAGUACCUGUCAUAGAUGAGAAAACUAGACUGACGAAGUCGAAAAUACAUUUUUGACAACGAAAUAGGAAAAGGAUGUUUUGCCUACAGUGGUUGAUCCCGGUGUUGCUAAUACCAAAGCCAGUAAAUCCAACGUUACUGCAAACGCAUUUCAUGUUUGUGACACUUUAUUUAAUUGGAUUCUUCCUAGAACGAAAACCAUGUGCUAUUUGUAGUUUAGUGUUUCUCACAGCAGUUUUCUUAAUUUGUUACAGCGGUUUAGGUAAUUGUCUCCUUUGGAGCACAAAUUGUAAUACAGUGAGAUGCGAUAAUAGUUAAGGUUAUUGGAAUAAUUAAUUCUAGGUUCAUCAAUUGUCAUUACUUUCAUAUUUCUUUUAGAAGAGUACAGAAAAACUGAUUAUUUUACAACAUAACCCAGUAAGAAAUUAAAAUAUAUAUGUACAUGUAUAUGCAUACACAUAUUUUGGCAUCAUGUGUGUGUAUAUAUUUAUAUAUAUAACACAUACACUUUUUUUAUGGUUUUCAUUGUAGUUUUUAUUAGCUUAUAAUUGAAACAUAUAUGUAUAUGUAUAUGUAUAUGUAUAUAUAUAUAUAUAUAUAUGUUCAUGUAUGUUUACAUGUUUCUAUGUGUACAUAUAUAUACAUUUGUAGAUGUAUUUAUACAUAUGGAACACGAAAAGAUGUAAAACUAAUAGGCCAUAACAAAUUUUACACAAAACUGAGAAAUUUUUGCGUAAAAUUGUGACAAUUCAUAAUUAUGAAGUGGUUGAAGUAUACAAUCUUUGUACAUAUAAUUAAAUUCGAGUCUAAUUAGUUUAAUUGUAUUAACUAUGUUGCUAUGUAUAUAAAACAUGUAGACUCUUUUGUAAACUGUGUACUUUACAAGUCAAGAUUUCCAUUGCUUUUCAUCGUAUUUAAAUAAAUUUUCAUUUGGAAGGUUUAUCAUAAACCGCAUUUAGAGUUAACACAUUAAACUUUUCCUAGGAACUUUAUAGUAUAGUAAUACAUCUUGCAUAUAUUUGUUGAUUAUUGAUACGAUUCAAAUAUAACCAGUAAUUUUCCAAAUGAAAUACAUGAAAAAUUGUAAUAUCAAAGUACACAUGUGUAAGAGGAAUGAAUUAAACUACUAUGCAUAGAUUAAAUAGAAUAAACAAUAGAGAUGAGUAUUGUGCUAAGGCAUUAAUUCUACAUAUUCUAAUAUGUGUUACAUGAAAAAUACUUAGUAUAUGUAGAACUUGUAAAUGGUCUGAUUUCAUUUGUUCAUAAAAUGAAUACAUUCAGUAUAAAAAAAUAACGAACAUCGAAAUGUAACUUAUCAUUGUCUUUUAUUAGAACAAUUGAUAAAUUUUAAAGUACGAAGUUAACAAGUUUCAUAUCUUUUUGAUAAUUGCAAUAAAGAAGCCUAUAUAAUACUGUUAAUAAACAAAAUCUUCUAUUUUAAAGCAAGCAAUCAAGAAGGAAGUUUAACUAUCCUUUUUUAAUAAGACAAAGGAAUUUCUUCUUCUUUAUUUACUGCUUUCGCUUUAGCACAAAUAUGUAUCUGUGAUGCUUCCAGUUCCAUGCAUUCAUUUUAUCAGAAAUGCUUUAAUUUAUCUACAGAAAAGUUAAUAUAUACAUCUCAGAAUUGUAAACAUUAAUUGCCUACCCAUUUGCUUCCACUUAUAGUUUUACAUUUAAAAUGAUUGUACAAUUUGUAAGUAAAAAUGUACACUUUUCUAAUGUAACAGAAAAUAAAUGAGAAAAUUCACUUUCAUGAU
This is a messenger RNA of Nomia melanderi (Alkali bee), 1951 nucleotides long. RefSeq names its product BLCAP apoptosis inducing factor bc10 (gene bc10). The record is from RefSeq and is a predicted model, not a curated record. Lineage: Eukaryota; Metazoa; Arthropoda; Insecta; Hymenoptera; Halictidae.